Syngnathoides biaculeatus (alligator pipefish) is the source of this 3979-nucleotide messenger RNA. RefSeq names its product zinc finger protein PLAGL2-like. Gene Ontology annotation, biological process: regulation of DNA-templated transcription. Lineage: Eukaryota; Metazoa; Chordata; Actinopteri; Syngnathiformes; Syngnathidae. The transcript has 2 exons. The record is from RefSeq and is a predicted model, not a curated record. The coding region runs from base 545 to 1840 and encodes 431 amino acids. Gene Ontology annotation, molecular function: DNA-binding transcription factor activity, RNA polymerase II-specific; RNA polymerase II cis-regulatory region sequence-specific DNA binding.
UCAUGCUCCCACAAUGCACGGCUUCCAGCGCGGCGCCAGCAGGCCAGGCCCAGACCCCAAUAAACAUCUUUUACGCCCUUCAUCUGUCUAAAAUGCGCACGUGGAGGCCAAAUGGAGCAAGCGGGGAGAUCGGGGAUGCGCGCCAGGCGGUCUUUUAAGAUGCUUCGCUUCAUCUGAUGAACACAAAUAGACUGAGUCAACAGCAGAAACUCAGAUCCAGUCAAUUCUAAAGCCCCUCAUGAAUGCAGCCCUCCUGGGGUUGCUAUGGCAGGUGUUGUCAUCGAAACCAAGUGCUGGACACAGGCCUGUCCCAUCAAAGCAGGACAGACCACGACGCGCCAUUGCCACAAGAUAUCCUUAAAUAGUCAACAAACUGCACUUAGUAUUAUUGCAAGCACCCCGAGAUAACACAACAUUCUGAGACCAGAGAGUGGAUGGCCAGCUGCAAGUAGAAUCCUCAUGAGUGUUGCUUGUUCCUUGCUUUCUUGCUCCGACUCAGUCAGUUCAUCUCUGCAACACAACCCAACACCAUCCCCGUGGGACCAUGUUCCACCAGCAAGAACAACUGAAGGGUCAGCUGCAGGAUAGCCACAUAGCUAACAGGCAGCUUGGCUUCCACUGCCAGGAAUGUGGGAAGCAAUACAACACUCAGCUGGGUUAUAGACGGCACCUGGUGGAAGCUCACAGUGCUGGCGCAGGGCUGUCCUGUUCCGAAGGGGCACCAUCGCUGCUGGAGCACCUGGGUGGUGGCCAUAUCGAUAGGCCACCUCCAGCAGAGGGCAACAGUAAUGCUGUUGUGGCAGUGAGAGAGAGGAAAUAUUCCUGUGAGCGAUGUGACCGCCGUUUUUACACUCGCAAGGAUGUACGUCGUCAUGCUGUGGUGCACACCGGACGCCGUGAUUUCUUGUGCCCUCGCUGCGCUCAGCGCUUUGGCCGCAGAGACCACUUAACCCGCCACUUGAAGAAGAGCCAUGCACAUGAUGCUGGAUUGAUACCAUUGGUUACGGCCAGUACUCCUGUGGCAACAUCCACUACCACCACCCAAUGUCCAGUGAAGGAGUCCAGCCCUUUAGCUUCAGACCGAGGCUCUGCCUCCUCCAAGGAACCUGUGGAGACCUUCACCAGGGACAUGUUCAACUCCUACCCCAUUACCAAUUCUGUUCCCGGGAUGAGUCACCCACAUGGCCUCAUGCAGGUCUCCUUGUCUUCAAGCAUGGGUGUCGCUCGCCACAUGCCUCCGCCAUCUCCUCACAACCACCACCAUCACUUGCAGCCUCUGUCAGCACCACAGCAGCAGUCAUACAGCAACAUGCCCAGGUACCAACAAGGAUCUACCUCAUAUCCUCGCACUGAAUUGGACAGCUUCCUGCUGGAUCUGCAGGGUGCCCCUCCUCCUCACCUCAGUUCGGUCAACUCUUCUACCUCUACCUCACCUCAAAGGGAGAUGCUUGCUGAAGGGAUGGGUGUCGGUAGUGAUCCCCAACUCGUGCCCCGGAAUCCUUCUGUCCCUUCAGCUGAACUGUCCUGCACCACUAACAUGGAACUUGGGCCACUGUUGGGCUUCUUGCCUUUCAGCCUGCCACCUUACAGCUCUCAUGUAGGAAUGGGUGGGUUAAUGAUGGGUUAUCCUCCUGCCACCACUGCCACCUCCUCACCAACCUCUUCCACUGGGUUGUCCUCACAGGCUUCAGGGCCUUUUAGCUUCUUCCAACCUUCUCAGGCUCAUGUCCCUCAGGGCGCCGUAGCCCACAACCACAGCCAACUACCUCAGGCAUACAGCGCUUCUGCUGUUAGCACUUCUAGCUCCUUACCACAUUACUACCAAGCCUUUCAGCAAUAAGCGGUUUUGUCUCAGACUAACCUUCACAUAUGGAUGUCUUUUUCCUGUCAAAUGACAAUUGAAACUAUAGAACAUGUAUACAUGUUACUGGGUUUGAUUUUUGUUUCUCACAACAAAUCACCUCAUCAGUAUUACCUUUUUUUUUAAAAAAAAAGUAUGCUUAAAUGCACAAAUGUCUCUCUCACUACAACGAACAGAGUAAUUCUUCUCCAUCUGUAAACGGCAGUUAAUGCACUUGAUCCAGUUAUCACAUGCGCCAUGUGAUUACAACCUGUUUUAACGUAACAGUGUAUCGUAUAAACUUGGACAUGUCACAUAUAUCUAAGUCCCACUCAAAGCACUGCGUUCUAAGAGGCCACAGUAGGAUGGUGGCACAAAGGCCAGCGUUAUGCAUUUGCUUUUUGUUAGUGUUUUCCAGGCAUCACAAAUUUAGAAUGCACUUAAAUGUAGUUUUCAUAAUUACGAUGUUCUUUUUAAAAAAAAAAAUGGCUAUUAGGCAACCCAAUCAUAUAAUUAUGUUGAUGAUAGGUAAGCAUUUCUAAAACUAGUAUUCAGAUUAUCUGCGGACUGAAAUGUUUGCCAGUAUAAUUUUGUGACAGAUUAUCUUUUGCUUACCACAGAUCUGUUAGAUACAAGGAUUAAUACAGUGUUAGAUGCUGUAUACCAUUUAAUAUAGAUUGAGCAACCAUAAUGACCACUUACACAAUAAAUUAUCCAACAGUGCUAUAACCGGCUUUUACAAAGAUGAUGUUCAGUUAGAUGGAUUCUACUGCAUCCUGAGACCUGUGUCUGAAUUUAACUUUGUCAGGGCAGAAUAUUCGAUAUCAUGCUGUGCAGUCAAUAAUAUCAUGGCUGGUGUGAUUUUAAUGUUAACCCGUCUCUUUCUCUUUUGUAAAGAUGUUUUGUGCCUUUGCAUCUCUGAUCAAGCAGGCCUUCGGAAAGCAUGCAGCAACUAUGUAGUUGUAGCAUGACUACACUUUUAUUCAACAUGUCUAAGUGUCUUACAGGGAAUGUAUAGUUGAUCACUGUGCAAAUCAAAAAACUCAUCUCAGGAGUUUGAUAUUUAAAAUAUAUAUUUUUUGAGGUAACAAUAACUAAUAGCUGAUUAUGAAAAUUUUCAUUCACCCAGGGCAUUCUAAUCACAGGGCAUUCAGUUGAUAGUUGCAGGAUAAUUAAGGUUGUCUGAGAUGUUUUGCCUCUCAUCUGAGCAGGCUUCAUUAGUUCAGCGCUCAAAGAUUAGCGAGGACAGUUGUAGAUAAGACAUUGCACAGUGAGUGCCCUUCUGACAUUCCUGUUUCAAACAAUAAUUCUCAAGGCACUUGUCAGCAAAAAUUAAUUUUACCCCCCCAAAAUUGUUUUACUUAUCAGUAAAAUAUUACUGAUCCUAUUUUAAUCGCAGAUUAUUGUUGCUACUUUAGGUUUUAUUCCCAUUUUUUUUUUUUUUUUUUUUUUUUUUUUACAGGGUGUCCAUAAUCACAUAUUUAGGUGAUGCAUACCAGAGCUUGAUUAGCUAAAGUAAUGAUCAAAAAUUGGUCCACACAGCCCAGUUCUUGAGCAAAGAUUUAUGUAUCAUGUGUGAAAAUGAAGUCAUAUACAGUAGUCAAAUAUGAUUUUUGACCAAUGUUUCUCAACAGUCAGUGUGUGAUGUCACGUAUGUCUCCUGUAAUGCAAUUGUAAGCAAGAAAAGUACACCGCCACCAAGGAGUUCAAUGGAAUCAGCAGGCAUUCACAGUCUGCCUCGGUCAGCAUGUGAGAUGGAAUGGCAUGGAAAAACUUUUUUUUUUUUUUAAAAAUACUCCAGAACCUUUACAUGUUUAGCAAUUACCCUGGUUUUAGUUUUUGAAUCCCUCCACCCUCACCGCCAUCAAACUGAUUUUAAAGAGAAUUGUACUUGAGAAAAGUGGUGGAAAUUGUGAUAUUUGUAAGUGUCUGAAGGCCAAACAGUUUUUGCCUCCAAAACUUACUUGGACAUUUUUUUUUUCCUGAAGUGUCAAGACUGAAAGACCUUUGUUUGAAACAUUUUUCCUAGAUUGGCUGAAUGAGGUUUAAGUACAAGCGCUGGCCUUGAAUAGAUACUGGAUCUUUAGUGUCUAGUUGCCAUUUGUGUGAGUGUGUGUGCGUGUCUCUCUCUCUCUCUCU